AUGGCUAUUCAUAUUCCAAGGCAGAUGGCGGCUUUGAGCUCGAGUGUCCCGUCCGGGGAGGCAGCUCUGGAGCAGAUGAUCCCCAAGAUCGACUACUCCAAGAUCAAGUGGGACCAGGUGCAAAAGAGAUGUCUAGAAAAGAACCGAGAGCGGUUUGGGUUGGACAAGGAUGCUGUCAACAAACCAGGUGGCGCGCUGUCGAGGCUGUGGUCCCAGGCCGAGAAGAUCGCCGGCAAGAAGACUGUAGCCCGAAACGCCCUUGUCCUGCGCGCGUGGACCGGCAUCGAGUGGUCGCCUAUGCGCAUCAUCACCACCAGGUCCCUCAUCAACGAGCUGUCCCUCAAGACGGGCGGGCAGUACGAUAUCCACAUCCUGCUGCACAUCACCGACGACUCGAUCAACAUCUCGAACCCGGAAACGGCGCGCAAGAUGGUCGAGGAGAACAUCCCCGAGGAGUUCUGGGACAUCACCACCCCCUGGUCCGUCCCCGCAAUGGCCGAGUACUACCCUGGCUUCACCGAGGACAUGACCAUCGAGAACGACAGCGGGAAGCCGCUGUACAGUGUAUACCGCAUCCCACACUUUGCGCUGCAGUGGUUCGCCCAGCACCACCCCGAGUACGAGUUCUUCUGGAACUGGGAGCUGGACCUGCGCUACACCGGCAACUACUUUGAGUUCUUUGACGCGGCAGCCAAGUGGUCCGACAAGCAGCCGCGCAAGUACCUGUGGGAGCGCAACGAGCGGUACUGGAUCCCCGGGCUGCACGGGAGCUGGGAGGACUUUGUCAAGCACGUCGAGGAGGAGACCAAGGCCAGCAACUUCCCCAGCCCCUGGGGCCCCAUCUUCAACGACGGCGUCGUGGACACAUCCACCUUCCCUCCCCACCCGAUGGACAAGGACAACUACGAGUGGGGCGUGGGCGAGCCGGCCGACCUCAUCACCCUCAACCCGCUCUUCGACCCCGAGAAGAACGCGUGGUGUCUGCGCUACGACAUCACCGGCUACAACCAGUCGGUCCCGCCGCGCCGCACGUCCAUCAUCACCAUCGGUCGCUUCUCGCGCCGGCUGCUGCAGGCCAUGCACGAGGAAGCCUCUCGCAACAAGCACACCAUGUUCCCCGAGAUGUUCCCGGGGUCCAUCACGCUGCACCACGGCCUCAAGGGCGUGUACAUACCACACCCCGUCUACUUCGACCGGCGCUGGCCACUGGACAGGCUCGACUCGGUGUUCAACAAGGCCGAGACACCAGAGACGAGCGUGUACUACUUCCCCUUCACCCCGGGCACGGGCGAGGCCAACUUCCUGACGGCGAGCUACUACUACAACACCGAGUUCGGCCCGCCACUGUGGCACCGGUGGCUGGGCCGGGAGUCCGGUGGCGCGGGUGGCCCCGAAUCCGAGAAGGAGUCGGGGCGCAUGUGUCUGAGAGGCGCGCUGAUCCACCCCGUGAAGCAGGACCUGGCCGCGGACAAGGCCAUCGGGGCAACGUAA
This is a messenger RNA of Diaporthe citri, 1491 nucleotides long. RefSeq lists its product as uncharacterized. The transcript has a single exon. The coding region runs from base 1 to 1491 and encodes 496 amino acids. NCBI's taxonomy places the organism in Eukaryota, Fungi, Ascomycota, Sordariomycetes, Diaporthales, Diaporthaceae. The record is from RefSeq and is a predicted model, not a curated record.